AAAAUGCAACGUUUCCGUUUUGUUGCUCCGGUUGUUCGGGAACCUUUAUGCAGCCAUAAAUGGGCCAAAUUAAGUUCACGCUCCACAGCUGGUGAUGGCGGAUGUUGUUGAAAAAGACACCAUGAAGAAUUACCAUAUAGCUUCCGAGAAAAUUAACCCGGAGACCAGUCGCUACCCUUACUGUGUAGUCUGGACACCCAUCCCCGUGUUAUCAUGGCUGUUUCCAUUCAUUGGCCACAUGGGAAUCUGCACUUCCAGCGGAGUCAUCCGGGACUUUGCCGGGCCUUACUUUGUCUCGGAAGACAACAUGGCUUUUGGAAGACCUACAAAGUACUGGAUGCUUGAUGUCAGCAAAGUUUAUGCCAGUGGCUCCAAUGCCUGGGACACAGCAGUGCACGAUGCCUCAGAGGAGUACAAGCACAGGAUGCACAACCUGUGCUGUGACAACUGUCACUCUCAUGUCGCCAUGGCUCUGAAUCUGAUGCGCUACGAAAACAGCAGCUCGUGGAACAUGGUCAACCUCUGCCUCCUCGCACUCAUUCACGGAAAACACGUCAGCUGCGCGGGCUUCCUGAAGACCUGGCUGCCUUUCCUGAUGCUGAUGGGCCUCAUCCUGACCGUGGCCCUGGCCGUCAACCUCCGAUGACCCGCUGAGGCGGGACGCGGACACCGUGUGAGCCCUCUUGGUGUCGGGGGAUGUGGCGCCAUCCUUCAGGAGCGAGUGCUGGGGGGGAACGGGCAUCACAUGGUGUGGAACUAGAAGAACAGCGGAGAUGAAGACGGCUUGCCUCUGAAACAGGGUUGUGUUGGCUCACUGACAUUACCGCAGUGUUGAAGCUGCCACACCUCAGUGAUGGGAUUCAUUUCUAUUCAUCUGUUUGGAUACUGAACACUCAUAAACGCGUCUGAAGGAAGAGAGACUACUGUGAAAGCAGGUUGUGUAGCGUUUCUAACAACUGCGUAGCUCAGAAACACACUCAGCUUCAAGUUCCAUGUUUCCCUCAGUAGUGGAUAAGGGGACGCUCCCCUGAUUCAGUGCUUCCAUACUUUUACUCUGAGGCCAAAUGUUCUCCAGAGUUUACUGGAUCUCAUGCUAACUCUAACCUCGCUCUUCCACUGCAGUUCACACCCGAACGCACAGGAACUGAUUGUAUUUUUGUGAAAUUUCUUACUUGUACUGAAAUCGCACCGCACAGACGCCAGACAGGCAGCGCCUCCCACCAGAGAUAUUUUCUUACGACGAGUCGCACGCGCUCACCUCACGGCCCCGCCCACACGUGCACUCAUCAGGGCAGCGGCCGCAGCAGCCUCAGAGAGUCAGGCCGGUGUGUUUCCCCCCCGACGGGGCCCUGCCUUCACCUGCAUUCCCGACCGCUCCUGUGUGCUGCACUUCCCCUUUUUUUCUGGUUGUUAUGAGUCCUUUUAAAAACAACGUUUUAAGUCUGCGUGAUGGUUGGCACUCCAAAUCCGUUGCUAUGGCGGUCACAGGCGCACUCAAAUCCCCUCAUUGUUGGCAAACGGACGGGGGGGGGGGCGGCUUUCCCUUUGUCCGCUGUGCUGCCAGAAGCAGCAGGUAGCCAGGAUCCUCAGGUUUUUCAAGCUCACCCCCCCCUGCUUAAUAUCCCCCCCCCGUCCCACCCCUUCCAAGGUCAGUGUGAGAGGACAUCUCCACGGCUGCGCCACAUGCCGAGCCGCGUCCCACAAAAAUAUCCCACUGAAGCAAGAGCAGAGGCGUGUUUGGUUUUAAAUGUGGGGCUAACAUGGACGCUCCAACAGACUCUGCGUGGCCUGUUUUUGUGUGUGCAUUUCACCCUUUGUUGCCUGUAAAUGUGUGACCACAGGUCACAGGCUUUCAGGUGCUUUUCAUGCAGUACGAUUGUAACUUUGCGGUUCAAUAGAUUCCUACGCAUCACUUAAGUACAAACUGUAGCUUUUCGUUCACUUUUUCAUAUCAGGUCUGUUCAGCCGCCUCGUGCCUGUAGUGGUAGAAAUGUACACAGUGAGGCGGGGGGCGGGG
Molecule: messenger RNA, 2017 nt
Organism: Menidia menidia (Atlantic silverside)
Lineage: Eukaryota; Metazoa; Chordata; Actinopteri; Atheriniformes; Atherinopsidae
Source: the annotation of a GenBank genome assembly